Molecule: messenger RNA, 1008 nt
Organism: Candidula unifasciata
Lineage: Eukaryota; Metazoa; Mollusca; Gastropoda; Stylommatophora; Geomitridae
Source: the annotation of a GenBank genome assembly
AUGAGUCCAGUUGCCCCGAUAGCUUUGGUAUUUGUUGGCUGCUGUAGCAAUGUCGUCUUCCUGGAGCAGCUGAUCAAAGUAUACCCCAACAGCGGGAAUGCAAUCACCUUCUGUGCCUUCGUAUUCAACUGUCUGGAGGGUUUGUUUUUUACCACCAAGUUCCUCACAAAACCCUCAGCCAUCCCUCUCAGAUACUACCUGUCGAUGGUUGGGUUUUUCUUUGUUGUUCAAGCCUUGAAUAACUACACUCUGGGGUUUAACAUCGCCAUGCCUCUACACAUGAUCAUUCGUUCUGGUUCCCUCAUUGCAAAUCUUAUACUUGGUGUAAUUAUACUUGAUAAAUCAUACAAGCCCACCAAGUAUCUCUCUGUGAUCCUCAUCACCUUUGGCAUUAUCAUCUGCACUAUUGCCUCUGCCGUUCACAUGGAGAAGACAGCCAGCCACACAGGUGAUCCGGUCUAUGAUUACCUGGUCUGGUUUGUAGGUCUGUUUCUGUUAGCGCUGUCGCUGUUUCUCUCAGCUCGGAUGGGUAUUUUCCAAGAGCAGACCUAUGCCACGUAUGGUAAACAUCCAUCUGAAGCAUUGUUCUAUAACCACUUCCUGCCGCUGCCUGGGUUCCUGUUGCUAGCUCCUGAUAUUUACCGAUCUAUCUCGGAGCUCAGUAAAUCAGAUGCAUACACUAUCACUUCACUGGGCAUCACUUUGCCGUGGGCCAUUGUGUGGCUGCUUCUGACUACAGCUUCACAAUUUGUCUGCAUCAAGAGUGUCUUUAUUCUGACCACAGAGUGCUCAUCCUUAAUCGUCACCCUGGUGGUGACCUUGAGGAAGUUUAUCAGCCUGGUGUUCUCGAUCAUUUAUUUUCAAAACCCGUUCACACUGGCCCACUGGUUCGGAGCUUUCCUGGUCUUCAUGGGCACAAUGAUGUUUGUGGAAGCCUUCGCCAGAUUUCGAUGGUAUCGCCAGCUGGAGAAGUCACUUUCUUUUAUGGAGAAUAUGUCUAGUAAAUAA